This is a messenger RNA of Anguilla rostrata (American eel), 2453 nucleotides long. It is a transcript of the gene kcnj13, whose product is annotated as potassium inwardly rectifying channel subfamily J member 13. Gene Ontology annotation, biological process: potassium ion import across plasma membrane; regulation of monoatomic ion transmembrane transport. Gene Ontology annotation, molecular function: inward rectifier potassium channel activity. The coding region runs from base 582 to 1640 and encodes 352 amino acids. The transcript has 3 exons. Gene Ontology annotation, cellular component: plasma membrane. The record is from RefSeq and is a predicted model, not a curated record. NCBI's taxonomy places the organism in Eukaryota, Metazoa, Chordata, Actinopteri, Anguilliformes, Anguillidae.
CUGAGCGAUUUGAGCUCCAAAGGAGCAGCCUGCACUGAAUGGAAUGCAAACUGGAGCUCUUUAACAGCCUGUUUGAAGGAUGGAGCAUACUUAAAAAUUUCCUUUAACCUGCUUUCUAUCAACUAAUUAAUAUGGAAAUAUGCAACAUUAAGCAUGUGACGAGGUAAAGCUCAGCAAAAUACAGAGGGUUGCCAACAUUUUAAGGAGCACUUAACUUAAGGGCACAUGAUCAUUAACACCUCAGGAUGGACAAAUUAUACACGCAGUGAGAGCAAAGUCUAACUUCACCAAAAAUUGACCAAUCUCUUUCACGGCAGUAACAGAAUUCCCACACCGCUUACAAUAUAUAAUCCAGCCGUGGCACCAGAUAUCGCUUACUUGGAGCUGGCCAUAAAAGAUGUGAAGCCAGAGUGUUGAUCUCCGCUACCCUGGACACCAGACUGCACAGCUUAAAAAAGAUACCUCACAGAGAUCCUGCUCCAGCCUCAAGCCCUGAUAGCAAUCUUGGCAUUUCGAACAGCCCCAAGCACAGACGUUCUCCUUCAGAUAAGACCGGCCUGCCAGCCACUCCAGGCAAAGGGAUGGGUGUCGACAGCAAGGUAUCCUUGCCUCUGAUUGGCCAGCGCCGCCAGCGACUGGUCACCAAAGACGGCCGCUGCACCCUGCGAGGCCCCGGGGCGCAGGGCCGGGCCAGGUCGGGGGCCUGGCGGCUCUACCUGCAGGACAUGUGGGGCACACUGGUAGCGAUGCGCUGGCGCUGGGUGCUGCUGGCAUUCUGCGCCUCUUUCCUGGCCCACUGGCUGCUGUUCGCCUGCCUGUGGUACCUGCUGGCCUACCUCAACGGGGACCUGCUGGUGGACCACGACAACCCGCCCGCCGGCCAUAUUGUGUGCGUCAAGUACAUCACCAGCUUCACCGCCGCCUUCUCCUUCUCGCUGGAGACCCAGCUGACCAUUGGCUACGGCACCAUGUUCCCCAGCGGGGACUGCCCCAGCGCCAUCGCCCUGCUGGCUGUGCAGAUGCUGCUGGGCCUCAUGCUGGAGGCCUUCAUUACAGGCGCCUUUGUGGCGAAGAUCGCCAUGGCGAAGAAACGGGCGAGCGCGAUCAAAUUUAGCCCGUCUGCGGUGGUGGGGCUGCACGAGGGUGAGACCUGCCUGAUAUUUCGCGCCACCAACACGCUCCAGCGCCCCCUGGUGGACGUACAGGUCCGAGCGGUGCUGUACCAGGACCACGGGGACCAAAACCUGCAUCAGACGAGCGUGGAGUUCCACCUGGACAACCUGAGGGGCCUCCCCUGCCCGUUCUUCAUCUUCCCCCUGACGUUCUACCACCCGCUCAACCAGCACAGCCCGCUCUACCCGGCCCUGCGGGACGGAGACCCGGCUCACUUCGAGCUGGUCGUCUUCCUGUCCGCGUCCCAGGAGGGCACUGGCGAAAGCUGCCAGAAGAGGACUUCCUACCUGCGUGGGGAGAUCCAGCUGGACCACCGUUUCGCCACCAUACUGAGGCUAGAUGCUCAAGGGCACUACAAGGUGAACAUGAGCAACUUUGGCAAAGUUCUGCCCGACACCGCGCACACCGGAGUGGACAAAGAGUUUGUGGUGCAGAUUAACGGCGACGGGAACGACAAGAAGGAAUAGCGGAUUGAGCUGCAUGUUCGCCUGUUUGUACUCAACUACUCAAUCCUGUGGGAAAGACAUUGCACUGACGGGAGGGUUUAUUUCCUCAAAGGCUUCAGACCUUCCAGCCCCACCCAGGAACUCCCAGAGAGUGCUGAAGUUCACCUAACCCCUAACCAUUUGACUCAACUAGCGGGAAAAAUGACCGCACUUACUGUGAUUCAACUGAAAGUGGGCUGGGGCAACCUCUGACCGAUCCACACCACAUGACAAAGACAGAGAGAGAGAGAGAGAGAAGGGAAAAAAAUCAAGAAUAAACAAAAAGACACUGGAAAUACAAUUUCAAAUUGUUAGAACUGACAAUUAAAGACGUGAUAUUAAUACACUUUUAAAAUCCUUAAACAUGGCUACAGCAACACUGCAGUGCCUUCAGUAGUAAAAGAAAAAUCUAUUUUCAAGACUUGGGUACAGUUUUUUGCAGUAAAUAAGAUGGUGGUCAUGAAACCACUUCUCCCUUAAGUUAAUUUUCAAUUUGUGCUAAAUGGUGACUUUGAUUUAUUUAGGUUCAAAUUUAACCAAAGAGAAGUAGUUUCACAAACAUUUUACUGACUUACUACACAUCACAUUACUUAUAGAAUAUGAAUCAAUCUAUAUCAUAGAUCACACGCCUCUAUAAAAUAUUCUUGUGAAAAACGUAUGGAAUCGAAAGCAAUCACUUGUAAAAUAUUCUGUGAUCGUAUGUGAAGUUUAGGCAAAAGAUAAGUUUUGAAAGAAGAUUACUGAUAACAUAAGAUGUUUGAAAAAUGUUACAAAUACAAAUUAACUUUCAAUACA